AUGUUUCUUUCUCGUCUCCUCCGUUUGGAGGUGCCAAUCCCGAGGUUCACCAAGGACCGCUUCUAUCGACGGUUCAACAUGAUUGAGAUGGAUCGCGCCUCGUUCUACUACUGGAAUCUGUUCAGCAUCGCGGUCACCGCACUCCCGAUCGCGUAUAUGACCACGGUAAACUACCGAUUUUGUGAAGAAUCGAUUAUGCUCUCGGAGCGCAGCAAGGGUGGCCAGCUGCCUUCGGAGGUUGAUCGCGGUCUUUUUAACUCGGAGAAGCUUGCGCGAUGA
This is a messenger RNA of Neospora caninum, 279 nucleotides long. RefSeq lists its product as hypothetical. The record is from RefSeq and is a predicted model, not a curated record. NCBI's taxonomy places the organism in Eukaryota, Apicomplexa, Conoidasida, Eucoccidiorida, Sarcocystidae. The transcript has 3 exons. The coding region runs from base 1 to 279 and encodes 92 amino acids.